CUCAUAUCCAUUGUUGACCAUGCUGGGGACAAUCAGGCUCCUGUUGCUCCUCCCAACCCUCAUUUUAGCAGUUGAUUCUAUGACGACAAGAAAGAAUGCCCUACACGAUUUUCUGAAAACUCCUGGACAAGUAUUGGUCAAAAAGUCCCUGCCACAGAGGUCUAAGCGAAUGGAUACCAUUGGACAAUGUGCAAAGCGUUGUAUGAAAUACAAAGGAUUUGUUUGCAGGGCUUUUUAUUUUGCUAAAGGUGAGAAGCGGUGCUAUUGGCUGUCAUUUAAUAGCAAAACAAAAGGGGUGAAAGGGAGGCCAGACAAAGGAUUUGACCUUUACGAGAGAAAAGACUACAUUAGAGAAUGUAUUAUUGGAAAAGGUAAAAACUAUCGGGGUACAAAGUCAGUGACAGAAACUGGUCAGACCUGUCAACACUGGAAUUCAACAAUCCCACACGACCAUCGGUUUUUGCCUUCAACCAAUCGUGAUAAGAACCUGCAAGAGAACUACUGCAGGAAUCCAAGGGGUGAGGAAGGAGGUCCAUGGUGCUUCACGAUGGACCCAAGGACUCGUCUAGAGAGCUGCGCUAUUCCACAAUGUUCAGAAGUUGAAUGUAUAACAUGUAAUGGAGAAACUUACAGAGGACCCAUGGACCACACUGAGUCUGGAAAGGAAUGUCAGCGCUGGGACCUUCAGAUGCCACAUAAUCACAGAUUCAAUCCUGAACGAUUUCCAGAUAAAGGACUUGAUGAUAAUUAUUGUCGUAAUCCUAAUGGGCGUAUCAAACCUUGGUGUUAUACACUUGAUCCUCAUACCCCUUGGGAAUAUUGCGCCAUUAAAGAAUGUGUUCAUAAUUGUGAUCAUGAGUCGGAGGUGACUACAGAAUGCUUCAAGGGUCUUGGGGAGAGUUACAGAGGGAUCAUGAACACCACACCUUCAGGAAUCCCUUGCCAACGCUGGGAUCGGCAGUAUCCUCACCAUCAUAACUUCACCCCUGAGAACUAUAAGUGCAAGGACUUGAACAAAAAUUAUUGCAGGAAUCCUGAUGGAGCAGAAGCCCCCUGGUGCUUCACUACAGAUCCAGAAAUUCGAGUAGCUUACUGUUUUCAUAUCCCAAGAUGUGAGAAUAAGACUCCACUUUCAGAAGAGUGUUACCAAGGGACAGGAACAACCUAUAGAGGAACUGUAUCUAAAACCAGGACUGGGAUACGGUGUGCACCCUGGGUAAAUUACAACCAGGCUUUCAAACGAACCAUUUUUUACACCAAUUCUGAAAACCUGAUGGAGAACUAUUGUCGUAAUCCAGAUUCAGACAAACAUGGUCCCUGGUGCUACACUACUGACCCCCUCACUCCAUGGGACUACUGUGCAAUAGAAUCUUGUGACAAGACUCUCAAAUUAACCUCAACAGGCUCUCAAAAAUGUUCAAGUGGAAAGCAAACAAGAAUAAUAAAUGGAUUCCGAGCAAAUGCCAAAACGUCCAGCUGGAUGGUUAGCCUGAGACACAGGGAUACCCAUUUCUGUGGUGGAUCAUUGAUUGAAAGUAAUUGGGUUCUCACAGCCAAGCACUGUUUCUCCACAUGUAAACCAGACUUGAGGGGAUAUGAAGCUGUAAUGGGAAUUCUGAAAGAAGAUAAAAGUGAGGAAGCCCAUAAGCAAGUGAUGGAGAUAUCUCAGCUUGUCUGCGGACCAGAAGGAUCCAAUCUUGUAAUGUUGAAAUUGGCCAGACCAGUAAAAUCAACUGAUUAUGUUCACUGGAUUAAGCUGCCUCUAUCUGAAUGUGUCAUACGUGAAGGUGUCUAUUGUAAUAUUUCUGGAUGGGGAGAAACCAAAGGUACGGGUUAUGAAGGCGAACUAAAGGUAGCCCAGAUUCCAAUAGUUGGAAAUAAGAAAUGCAAUGAGUACCAUCAAGGAAAAGUCCAAAUUAAUGAAUCUGAAAUCUGUGCGGGAGAAGAAAAGGGCACUGUUGGUACAUGUGAGAGAGAUUAUGGUGGUCCUCUAGUCUGUGAAGAAGGUGACCAGUACCUAUUACAAGGUGUCAUAAUUCCUGGCCGAGGUUGUGCGAAACCAAAGCGUCCUGGAAUUUUUGUGAGGGUGUCGUACUAUGUUACAUGGAUAACGAAAGUUUUUAACACAUACAGAAAAAAUAACCACACAAGAUUAAUAUAAUGUAUGUCCACAGAAAUUCUUAAUUGUCAAAUACAUAAUUUAUCGAUUGAAGAUCCAUGUUGCUGCAGAAACUUAUCAAGUCUGUUGAUACUUUCCUUUACAAAUGAUUUAUCUGACCUUUUGUUCAUUCUUUGAUGUAGAUUAUAUCUGUAUAUCUGUAUGUGUUUUUGGAAGAGUUCCUGAGGUAACUUGAAAGAGCACAACUACAGCAAUGUAGACACACAUAAGGAAGCCUUUUAAACAUUUCAUGUAAAUGUAUAUCUUACAUUUGAAAAUCUUUUAUGUCUGUGUUUCUUCUUGCUGGAACAAUUGCAUGUCUGCCCUGAAGACAGACAUCACAGGAGACUCCUUAAAACGUUAACACUCUUAUUUCAAAUUAGUUUCUUAAAAAUUCUCUUGCUCAGCUUAAAAAUGUUGAUCAAAACCUUUGGCAUUGAAGUUGGGCAAGCAAAGAACUAGACUCUACAGUAAGAUGAUUGUUAUCUAUAGUUUAAACUUGGUUUGGGCUCAUUUAGGAGUAGUAGCCUUCCAACAAUUUAAUGUAAAUUUUCCAAGGAAAUUAUAUUUACGUUUUAUUUCAAUUUCUGCAACUUAGGGUUUCAAAAUGCUUCAUGUCUGCUGAACUGGAUUUAAAAUCAGCAUUUUAAGACUGAAACCUUCAUUAAAAUUUAAGUGCUACGUGGUUAUUCAAAUGUGGUCUGUGGAGGGUAGUAUUCAUCCCAUGGACUAAAAUGGUGUUAAAGCUAAUUCAUAUCACUUUUCAAAUUCAAACACAGAAAAAUAAUUUUAUUCACAUCCUGUUGUUAAUAAGGCAAUCAGAUGACUUGUACCUAAGCUCUGCUUAUUCCUUGAGUGAGCAAAACUGCCUCCAUGCUAUUAUGAAAAAGUGUCGUUUGCAGGAACACCUCUUGCAAACUGGCAGCAGAGAAAGGCAUUUCUACAAAUUUGUGUCCUAUUCCUAUUGUGAUGCCAUCUGUACACAGCCUUACUUCUUUAUUCAUCUGCCAAUCAGAUUUGGCCUUCUGGUUCUCAAUCAGAGAUUGCAGACCUGCGUGAUGCAGAGGGAUCUGGGCGUCUUAGUGCAUGAAUCGCAAAAGGCUAGUAUGCAGGUACAGCAAGUAAUUAGGAAAGCUAAUAGGAUGUUAUCAUUUAUUGCAGGGAAAUUGAAUACAAAAAUAGGGAGGUUGUGCUUUAGAUAUACAGAGCACUAGUGAGACCACUUCUGGGGCACUGUACAGGAUUAGUCAUUCUACAUAAGGAAGGAUGUAAAUGCGUUGGAAGCAAUUCAGAGAAGGCUUACCAGACUAAUGCUUGAAAUGGGUGGGUUGUCUUAUGAGGAACAAUUGGACUGGCUGGAAUUUAGAAGAGUAAGAGGUGGUUUGAUUGAAACCUAGAAGAUCCUGAGGGAUUUUGAUAGGCUGGAUGUAGAGUGGAUGUUUCUUCUUGCGGGAGAAUCUAGAACAAGGGGUCGCUGUUUAAAAAUAAGGGGUUGCCCAUUUAAAACGGAGAUGAGGUGAAAUUUCUUUCUCUGAGGGUCGUGAGUCUUUGGAAC
This is a messenger RNA of Carcharodon carcharias (great white shark), 3713 nucleotides long. Its product is annotated as hepatocyte growth factor-like. The record is from RefSeq and is a predicted model, not a curated record. The coding region runs from base 20 to 2161 and encodes 713 amino acids. Lineage: Eukaryota; Metazoa; Chordata; Chondrichthyes; Lamniformes; Lamnidae. Gene Ontology annotation, molecular function: serine-type endopeptidase activity. Gene Ontology annotation, biological process: proteolysis. The transcript is spliced from 18 exons.